AUGUCCAAGUCGCGCAUGCCUCUCAUCCUCGGCCUCGGUGCCGCAGGCGGCGUCGGGUACUACCUGUACAGUGCUGGAGGCAGCCCCAAGGCCGCCGAAAACAAGUUCGAGAGCGACGUUCACAAGGCCUCUGCCAAGGUCAAGGACGCCCUUCCUGGUAGCAGUUCGAUAUAUGAGAAGGAGGGUAAGGCCUAUGGCGCCGAGGCUGGUGCCAAGAUUGACAAAGCGUUGUCCGAGGCCGACAGAAAAGCGGAAAAAGUGAAAAGCCAGACGGAAGCAUAUGUCAAAGACGCCAAGGCGGAGGCCAUCAAGGCCGUGGACAAGUUUGACAAGACGGUGGAGGACGGCGCUGCCAAGGCUAAGAGCGGCAUCUCAGGAUGGUUUGGAGGCGGUAGCAAGUAA
This is a messenger RNA of Ustilaginoidea virens, 402 nucleotides long. RefSeq lists its product as uncharacterized. Lineage: Eukaryota; Fungi; Ascomycota; Sordariomycetes; Hypocreales; Clavicipitaceae. The record is from RefSeq and is a predicted model, not a curated record. The transcript has 3 exons. The coding region runs from base 1 to 402 and encodes 133 amino acids.